AUGUCUCAACCAAAUAAAAGCAAAGAGUUCAGUUUACUCGAUGCCAGUAUUUCCGAGCUGCAAAAUGCCCUCACAUCAGGACAUCUGACCAGCGUGGACCUUGUCUCCCGCUAUCUACGCCGUAUCAGCGUCUAUGACGCCAACGGGCCAAAGCUUAGUGCCAUUCCAAUUCUCAACCCGUCGGUCUUCGACGACGCAGCUGCUUCAGAUGCUCGACGUGCAUCAGGACUUCCUCCUCGACCACUGGAAGGUAUUCCAUACCUAGUGAAAGACAACAUCAAAGUGAAGGGUAUGGUAAUUGCCAACGGCUCGCCCGCAUUUGAGCACCUCAUUGCAAAUAAAGAUGCCGCCUGUGUACAAUUGCUCCGUGAUGCCGGCGCGGUCCUACUAGGUAGAACUAACAUGCCUGCAAUGGCAUAUGGAGGGAUGCAGCGUGGUGUCUGGGGACGAGCUGAGAGUCCCUAUAACAGUGACUAUUUAGCAGCUGCAUAUGCCUCUGGCUCGUCGAAUGGGUCAGCUGUCGCUACAAGUUCGAAUCUAUGCGCCUUUUCACUGGGAACUGAGACAGUUUCAUCUGGCCGUUCGCCUGCAUCAAAUAACUCUAUUGUUGCAUAUACGCCCUCGAAGGGCCUUAUCUCGCUUCGCGGCGUCUUUCCUCUCUACCCAACAUGCGACGUACUAGUACCUCAUACUAGAACAGUCGCUGAUUUAUUCUGUGUUCUUGAUGUACUAGCCACAUCUGACAAGGACCCACUCGGAGACUUCUACAAUGAACAAACCAUCGUCUCGUUACCUAAAAUAGACUCCAUCCGGCCUCAGUCUUUCUCCACACUCCAAGAUAAAUCGUCCUUACAAGGAAAGCGAAUCGGUGUACCCUCAAUGUAUAUCGGAGGUGAUGACUCGUCCAUUCAAUCCAUCAGCAAAGUUUACCCCAGACCUUCAAUUAUCACACUAUGGCAGAAAGCCCGUCGCGCCCUCGAAUCCUGUGGCGCAGAGGUAAUCGAAACUGACUUCCCUCUCGUGACAAAAUACGAAAGCAACGCAGCCUCCGGUCAGCUGGUAACCGUCAGAAAUCUCCCAGAAGGCUGGCCCGCCAAGGAAAGAUGCGAAGUUGUAGCGCACGCAUGGGACGAUUUCGUCACAGCAAACAAACAAAGAGGUCUUGAGUCACUUACACGCGUGGAUCCAAACACUAUCUUCCCUCUUGCACCGGGUUCAUUACUCGGCACUCCUGAAGCAGCGAAUAAGCCGCGCUGGGGCGAGAUAGUAGAGUACCCACGCACCAAACCAAGCUCUAUUUUCGAGAUCUCAGGAAUGAAACAAGCUGUCCAAGCACUAGAAGAUGCUAGGAAUGAAACAUUCGAGAAGUGGAUGGACGAACUUGGUCUUGAUGCUGUUGUUUUUCCGGCUAUAGCGGAUGUCGGCGCUGCGAAUGCUGAUUGUGAUGAGGAGGCCUCGCGGUAUGCUUGGAGUAACGGGGUGAAGUACUCGAAUGGUAAUAGGCCUAUACGUCAUCUUGGUGUUCCGACUAUUUCGGUGCCUAUGGGUGUGAUGGAGGAUACGAAGAUGCCUGUUAGUUUGACUUUUGCUAGCAAGGCAUAUGAGGAUACUGCUUUGUUGCGAUAUGGUUUCGCGUUUGAGAUGGCUUCCAAGAGUCGUGUUCAGCCGCCGUUAACACCUGCUCUAGACUCCGAUCAAAUAGCUAUCGGGGAGGUUGCCUUGAACGGUACCUUUAAUGGUCCACCAGAACUUGUGGUUGAAAUACAGGAAAAGAAGAUCCACGGCGAAGAUGUGCAUAUCCAAGUUGUGGGAUCCACGAAUGGGGCUACGUUAAAAAGCCUGAGCGUUCAUAUCAAUGGUCAGCCAUGCAAUGCUGUCAUUGAUGACGCAAAAUGGUCUGUCAAAAGAUCAUACCCAGUUUCCGAGCGCGAUGGUAAGUGGGAGAAAUGGGAAAGUCCAACACUUAAGCAAACCAUUGUUCUUGUGACUGCAUUGACAGAUGCUGGAUCAACAGCUGGGAAGCUCAUUCUUCUAUAG
Penicillium angulare is the source of this 2037-nucleotide messenger RNA. RefSeq names its product Amidase. The transcript has a single exon. Lineage: Eukaryota; Fungi; Ascomycota; Eurotiomycetes; Eurotiales; Aspergillaceae. The coding region runs from base 1 to 2037 and encodes 678 amino acids. The record is from RefSeq and is a predicted model, not a curated record.